AUGCUGACAAACCUCUUCUUCCUCGGGCUCGCCGGGCAGGUCGCCGCCACGCCGGAAACAUUUGUUGCCCUGAAUAUGAGUGACCGGACCUAUUGUGCUGUAUUCACGACCCAGAUUGAGGGCCUGCUGAAACUUAACAACGACAACGAGACGUCUACCUACAACUGGAAGAUGGGCGGAAACGAUUCGCAUGCCCUCGACUUCUGCUCGGCAAAUUCGGACCGCAGCCUGGAUGCUAACUGCGCGGAGGUUCGAUUGCCGCUUGAAAACGGAUCGGUGAUGGUGUUCAAGAAUAUGCAGGUGGCCGCUUUCCAGAGCUUCAAGCUAUCGAAAUGGAUGGAUGGACUGGAAUACGUCGACUUCAAACAUCUCCUCCUCACUUCGUUGCUCCCGGUGCUCAUCGGAGCCUUCGCUGCCCUCGUCGUUGCCUGUGCUUUGGUGGGGACUGGAGUUGUGCUUUGCAAGCGCCGCCUUGAACGCACGGCGGGAUACGCUGAUCUU
Messenger RNA from Mesorhabditis spiculigera, 501 nucleotides. The record is from the annotation of a GenBank genome assembly. NCBI's taxonomy places the organism in Eukaryota, Metazoa, Nematoda, Chromadorea, Rhabditida, Rhabditidae.